Molecule: messenger RNA, 1794 nt
Organism: Aureobasidium vineae
Lineage: Eukaryota; Fungi; Ascomycota; Dothideomycetes; Dothideales; Saccotheciaceae
Source: the annotation of a GenBank genome assembly
AUGCUCGACAACAAGUACGAAGCCUACGAGCUUCAAACGCCUAUCAGCGAGAAAGGUUAUGAAAUGCAACCAGGACAAGGGAUCAAGUCUGGAACUGCUCGAGAUGCUGCCGAUAUGAUGCGUCUGGGAAAGAAGCAGGAGUUUAGGAGGAACUUCCAUGCUUUCUCCAUGCUCGGGCUAUCUAGUGUUCUGUAUGCUCUCGUCCGUUUGCACCAGAUCUCGACAAAGCUAACUCGGGUCAAGNNCAUGGGAACAUGGCAAGCAUUGAUAGGCUCUGCAACCUUCAGCUUAAUCAACGGUGGACUCGCUGGUUCUAUCUGGUCCUAUAUCGCAACCUGGAUCUGUACCAUCUCUGUCACUUUGUCUCUUGCAGAGAUGGCUAGUAUGGCACCUACUUCAGGNGGUCAAUACCACUGUGAGGAAUCCUGCAAAAAUGCCUUCGAGGAUUAUGCUGACUCCGUGUGUGCUGCAGGGACUAGUGAGUUCGCUCCGGCAAACUGUCAGAAAGCUCUCAGCUAUUUUGUCGGAUGGCUUUCUGCACUGGGCUGGCAAACGUCGAUCGCGCUCACGUCUUUCGCUGCUGGUAACGUCAUACUCGAGCUCGCCUCUGCUAUGUACCCCACGUAUACACCGGCUCUCUGGCAUGGCACUCUCAUGACCAUCCUGAUGGCAAUAUUGGCGGUGAUGGUCAACACUCUGGGAGCAAAGCGGCUGCCGUUACUCGAAGCGGCCAUCCUGUUCCUGCACAUCUUUGGGUUCUUUGCUGUCCUGAUCCCACUCUGGGUUAUGGCUCCCAAGAUUUCGGCUAAAGAAGCGUUCACUUCAUUUUCCAACACUGGCGGCUGGAGCAGUAUCGGAGCCGCGGUCGUGAUAGGUCAGCUCACUGCUGUAGGGUCUCUUGGAGGUAGCUAUGGGUGCUCCCCGGAAGCUGUUCUUACUAAUGAAUCGAANGGAUCUGAUGCUCCAGCUCAUCUUGCUGAAGAAGUCGCUAACGCGAGUUAUGUGGUUCCUCGGGUCAUGGUUGCCACCGUCCUGUUGAACGGUGCACUGGGGCUAGUCUCGAUCAUUACCUUUGUCCUCUGCAUCACUGACUACGACACCAUGGUCGCAAAUAACAUGGCGGUGUAUCCGUACAUCUCAAUCUUUCAGCAAGCCGUUGGCUCUGAUGUCGGUGCCACGCUCAUGACAACACUNUUUGUGCUCCUCAAUUUCUUCGCGGCGUUGAGCGUUGUCGCUGCCGGAUCUCGUCAAAUAUUCUCGUUCGCUCGUGACAAGGGCAUGCCUUUCUCUGGAUGGUUCAGACAGGUGGGUGAUCCUUCUGAAACUCGAAACGAGGCGAACAUGCUGACUCCCGAANNGAUUGUGACCAUUGGCACGCCAAUCCCUCUCAAUGCCAUUCUCUUCUCGCUAUCAAUCACCGUCGUCCUCGCACUUAUCAAUCUUGGCUCAACCACAGCUUUCAAUUCGAUUGUGGGCUUACUUGCCGGCUCUGGAGGGUUCUCAUACUCCAUCAGUAUUGCAUGCGUGCUCUGGCGGAAGAUUUGCAANAAGCCCUUGCCACAAGGAAGGUUCUCUCUGGGCAAGAUGGGCAUCCCGAUCAAUGCCUUUGCUGUCUUGUACAUGAUACAGCAAGCCAUCAUCAGUUUCUUCCCGAUGUUCGCCAUCGUCACUGUCAAGACGAUGAAUUAUGGUUGCGUUAUGUUUGGUGGAGUGGCCAUCAUUUCGAUUGUGUACUACAUUGUCAAAGGGAGGCAUGUGUAUAAAGGUCCAGUCGUUGACGUUCGCCGUGGCUAG